CGAUACCAGUGUACUUAUUGUCAAAAGGCCUUCUCGCGGCCUUCAUCUCUACGUAUCCAUACUUAUACUCAUACUGGCGAACGUCCUUUUGUAUGCGAUGCUCCCAAUUGUGGCCGUCGUUUUAGCGUGCAAAGUAAUAUGCGACGCCAUCUUCGAGUACAUCGAAUGGGCCGCCAAACCAAG
This is a messenger RNA of Umbelopsis ramanniana AG, 183 nucleotides long. RefSeq lists its product as uncharacterized. The record is from RefSeq and is a predicted model, not a curated record. Lineage: Eukaryota; Fungi; Mucoromycota; Umbelopsidomycetes; Umbelopsidales; Umbelopsidaceae. The transcript has a single exon. Gene Ontology annotation, molecular function: DNA-binding transcription factor activity, RNA polymerase II-specific; RNA polymerase II cis-regulatory region sequence-specific DNA binding. The annotation marks the transcript as partial. Gene Ontology annotation, cellular component: nucleus. Gene Ontology annotation, biological process: regulation of transcription by RNA polymerase II.